AUGCUGGAUAGCGACGAGGAGUCGUUUACCAUCAUAUCGCUGCCAGUAUAUACUCCAGAACCACCUGAGUCACUGAUAUUGGUUAAUUCGUUACCGGCACUGUUGAGUCCACAGUUAGACUGCUACAUAGCGGUUUCUAAAGCAUUUGAUGCUACUACAUAUCAGUAUUUAAAAAAGGCUGCUAGUUACGGUAAAAAGAACGGCAUGUGGUACGGCGGCACCGCGACGGGAACCAGCGGGUGGUCGCGGGCAGUCCGCAAGCAGUCCGUAGUGGAGUCCGACGCGCCUCCCCCGGGCGGCGGUAAGACGACUAGCGGGCGCGUCAUUCGCAUCAUCAACAAUAUGGACCACUCCAUACAGUGUCGCGUUUUGUUAAAUCUCCGAACUACGCAACCAUUUGAAGAAGUUUUGGAAGAUUUGGGACAAGUUUUGAAAAUGAGCGGAGCUAAAAGGAUGUACACAAUCACAGGACAAGAGGUGAGAAGUUUCUCGCAACUUCGCAACGAAUUUGCAGAUGUAGAGACGUUCUAUCUCGGCACAAUAAUGGUACCGCCGGCUCACAGUCCUGGUGUUAGUGCUCCUCUCCCAAUAGAAUCACCAAUAAGAAGGUCACGGUCAAGAGCUACGGUGGCAUCAAUUCCUGCAUCAGAGGAUACGCGUGGACGGCGAGCACGAAGCAAAAGCAGACCGAGGGCGUUGUAUGCUCCAGAAGGCGAAAUAAUAAGAAAUUCUGAUUAUACACUUUUGGAAGUGUUGAAAGAAGAACCCAUUCGCCUAACGAUCCGUGGUCUCAGGCGUACCUUCUACCCACCAAUUCACCAUGCUCCCAUCGACAAUUCACCGCCGGAGAAGAAAUUGCAGCUCGAUUGGGUUUACGGUUAUAGAGGAGCUGACACUCGACGCAACUUAUGGGUGCUUCCUACGGGAGAACUACUUUACUACGUAGCGGCUGUUGCUAUUAUGUAUGAUCGAGACGAAGAGUCACAGAGACAUUACACCGGCCACACCGAAGAUAUUCAAUGCAUGGAGCUGCACCCGUCGCGCGAGUUGGUGGCGAGUGGGCAGCGGGCGGGGCGCGGGCGGCGCGCGCAGGCGCAUGUGCGCAUCUGGAGCGCCGACACGCUGCAGACUCUGCACGUGUUCGGCAUGGCCGAGUUCGAGGCCGGCGUCUCCGCUGUCGCCUUUUCGCAGCUGAACGGUGGCAGUUACGUGCUGGCUGUAGACUCCGGCCGCGAGAGCAUUCUCUCUGUAUGGCAAUGGCAAUGGGGACAUCUACUUGGAAAAGUCGCUACACUUCAAGAAGAGCUAACUGGUGCAGCUUUCCACCCGCUGGAUGACAAUCUUCUCAUCACUCACGGAAAAGGACACUUGGCUUUCUGGAAUCGUCGGAAGGAUGGCUUUUUUGAACGCACUGACAUAAUUAAGCCACCAUCCCGCACCCACGUGACUGCGCUACAGUUCGAACCAGACGGUGACGUGGUGACUGCGGACAGUGACGGCUUUAUAACAGUGUACAGCGUCGACAGUGAUGGUGCUUAUUUUGUUCGCAUGGAGUUUGAGGCCCACAUAAAAGGUAUCAGUUCUCUAGUGAUGCUGUCCGAAGGCACAUUGAUCUCUGGUGGCGAAAAGGAUAGGAAAGUGGCAGCUUGGGAUUCCUUACAAAACUAUAAAAAGAUCACCGAUACAAAGCUGCCCGAAACUGCGGGAGGCGUUCGGAGUAUUUAUCCUCAAAGGCCAGGCCGAAAUGAUGGCAAUCUUUACAUUGGUACUACAAAGAACAAUAUAAUGGAAGGAUCACUUCAAAGAAGGUUCAAUCAGAUUGUGUUUGGUCAUCAUAAACAACUCAUGGGGCUAGCCGUUCACCCAGAUGACGAAAUGUUCGCUACGGCAGGUCAUGACAAAAAUAUAGCGCUUUGGAAAGGACAUAAACUUCUAUUUGCCACUCAGGUGGGUUACGAAUGUGUGUCAAUCUCGUGGCAUCCAAGUGGUGGGGCUCUUGCAGCAGGCAGCACUGAGGGUCACUUAGUGGUGUUAAACGCUGACGCUGGAUCUCACGUUGCCACUUUAAGAGUUUGUGGAUCGCCGCUGAACUGUUUACAAUACAAUUCAGCUGGAGACACUUUGGCAAUAGCAUCACAAAAUGGCAGCAUAUAUCUAUUUAGAGUAUCGCGAGAUGGUUUUUCAUAUAAAAAAUCUAAUAAAAUUCGUGGCACUCAACCACUAGUUCAGCUUGACUGGAGUCUCGAUGGAAACUAUCUUCAAACGGUUACCGCCGACUAUGAUUUGUCGUUCUGGGAUAUUAAAGCUUUAUCUCCCGAGAAAAGUCCAAUAGCGAUGAAGGACGUUAAAUGGUCUUCCUACAAUUCCACUAUCGGCUUUCUAGUAUCAGGAAUGUGGAACAACCGCUUCUAUCCAAUGACGUCACUGAUAACAGCAGCGAGCCGUUCCUCUGCGCACGACCUUCUGAUCAGUGGUGACUCCGAUGGAUACUUACGUAUAUUUAGAUAUCCUUGUGCGAGUCCAAAGGCAGAAUACAAUGAAGUGAAGGUUUAUUCCGGUUCCGUGUACAACGCACGGUUUCUAUUCAAUGACCGUUGCUUGAUCAGCACGGGAGGGAUUGAAGCGGCCUUAAUGCUGUGGGAGUUGGUGGAUGAUUAG
Molecule: messenger RNA, 2658 nt
Organism: Parnassius apollo (apollo)
Lineage: Eukaryota; Metazoa; Arthropoda; Insecta; Lepidoptera; Papilionidae
Source: the annotation of a GenBank genome assembly